Molecule: messenger RNA, 1503 nt
Organism: Mucor mucedo
Lineage: Eukaryota; Fungi; Mucoromycota; Mucoromycetes; Mucorales; Mucoraceae
Product: major facilitator superfamily domain-containing protein
Exons: 3
Coding region: 69-1421 (450 amino acids)
Biological process (GO): transmembrane transport
Cellular component (GO): fungal-type vacuole membrane
Molecular function (GO): transmembrane transporter activity
Source: RefSeq, a predicted model, not a curated record
UUUUUUUUUGUUUGUUUUUUUUUUGUUCUUUUCUUAACAACUGCACUAAAAUCGUUCCUUUUUCAACAAUGGAUGAUAAAAGCACAACAAAUAAAGUCUUGUCGACUUUUAAUCCUGAAGAAGUAGUCAGAGAAGAUCGCUCGUUGUCGACCGUAGUGGUUGAUGACAUCGAGAAAAGCUCAGCCUCCAAUGUCCCCACUGACGAACUCCCACCUAAUGGUGGCUGGUCUGCUUGGUUGUCUGUCUUUGGUGGUUUUUGCGGUCAAUUAGCAAUUUACGGUGUCAACUACACUUGGGGUGUAUUUCUCAACCAUUACAACGAGGAAGUCUAUCCAGGAAAAAUGAGCCAACUUUCAUGGAUUGGUUCAAUUUGUGUAUCCUUCUUCUUCAUCAUCGGUCCUAUCAACGAAUGGGUUACCAGCAAAAUGGGUUAUACCAAGAUGCUUGCUUUUGGUACCAUUAUGUGUCCUUUGGCCCUCAUGUUGGCCAGUAUCAGUCAUGAAAUCUGGCAAUUGUAUUUGACUCAAGGUGUCAUGUUCGGUAUCGGUGCCUCGUUUAUUUUCUUCCCUACCUUGGCUGCACCUCAGCAAGCUUUUACAAGUCUUAGAGGUUUGGCUGUUGGUCUUUGUAUGUGUGGUUCCGGUGUUGGUGGUUUGAUUUUCUCCAACAUCUGUCAAGCUGCUAUUACACAUUUGGAUUACCGUUGGGCCUUGCGUAUCGCAGGUUUCGUUUGCUUUGGUUUCUUGGUAGUCUGUACCAUCUUGGUAAAGCCUCCUCCUAAUGCUGUCGUCGUCAAUGAAGAAAAGUUUAGCGAUUUAUUCAAGAAGCAAAAGGCUUUGGUUUGCGAUAAUAAGCAAUUUCAAAUCAUGCUUGCUAUUGGUACCAUCACCACUUUUGGUUAUCUUACACCCGCCUUCUUCUUAGCUUCUUACGCUGAAUCUAUUGGUUUGGACCCUUGGAUUGGUACCAAUCUUGGUGCUAUCAUGUCAGCCGUGAAUGCAGUCUCUAUGCUUUCUAUCGGUUGGAUUGGUGAUCGUAUCGGUCGUGUCAAUGGUUUAUUCAUCUGUACCUUUUUGUCCGGUAUUUUCACAUUGGCCAUUUGGACUACUGCUAAAAACUCUGCUGCCAUUUGGGUCUACGUUGUCCUUUAUGGUUUCUUUGGUGGUGGAUACCUUAGUUUAAAUGCUGCCUCUCUCCCUCAAGUCGCUGGUUAUGAGAAUAUCUCUGCUGCUAACGGUCUCUGUUACUUUACUUCCGUCUUGGGUUACAUGUUUGGCUCACCUAUUGUCUCUGCUAUUGUGGAAAAAUCUGGCUAUGCUUAUGCCGCCGUUUACUGUGGUAUGCUUAUGUCUGCUGGUGGUUUACUCUGCUGGAUGCUCCGCGUGUGUAGAGCUGGUUGGAAUCCUUUAAUUAAGGCAUAAACUUUAUCAUUUUUUGCCUUAAUGUGUACAUAUAUUAUUAGAAGUACAAAAAAUACCCUUUUUUUUUAUUUUUCUUUUUUUU